UCUUGGGCAAUUUCCGGCGGAGUGCGGAAGUCGGGGCUUUACCCUUCCGUGCCGGGUAGUUUGCUUGUUUUCUUGUGGGUCUGCUUGGUUCAGUUCGGGAAGCGCCCGUGGGCCGGCCUGCUCCGCCCAUGGCGGGGUCCGCCCCGGCCACGGCCUUCGGGCAGGCGGUGAUCGGGCCCCCGGGCUCCGGGAAGACCACGUACUGCCUGGGCAUGAGUGAGUUCCUGCGCGCGCUCGGCCGGCGCGUGGCCGUGGUGAACCUGGACCCGGCCAACGAAGGGCUGCCUUAUGAGUGUGCCGUGGACGUGGGCGAGCUGGUGGGGCUGAGCGACGUGAUGGACGCGCUGCGCCUGGGGCCCAACGGUGGCCUGCUCUACUGCAUGGAGUACCUGGAGGCCAACCUGGACUGGCUGCGCGCCAAGCUCGAGCCCCUCCGAGGCCACUACUUUCUCUUCGACUGCCCCGGGCAGGUGGAGCUCUGCACGCACCAUGCCGCCCUGCGCAGCAUCUUUUCCCAGAUGGCACAGUGGGACCUCAGGCUGACAGCUGUCCACCUUGUGGAUUCUCACUACUGUACAGACCCAGCCAAGUUCAUCUCGGUACUGUGCACCUCCCUGGCCACCAUGCUGCAUGUGGAACUGCCCCAUGUCAACCUCCUCUCCAAGAUGGACCUUAUUGAACACUAUGGGAAGCUGGCCUUCAACCUGGACUACUACACGGAAGUCCUGGACCUCUCCUACCUGCUUGAGCACCUGGCAUCUGACCCUUUCUUCAGUCAUUACCGUCAGCUCAAUGAGAAGCUGGUCCAGCUCAUCGAAGACUACAGCCUGGUCUCCUUCAUCCCGCUGAACAUCCAGGACAAGGACAGCAUCCAGCGAGUCCUUCAGGCUGUGGAUAAAGCCAACGGCUACUGUUUCGGGGUUCAAGAGCAGCGAAGCCUGGAGGCCAUGAUGUCUGCUGCGAUGGGAGCUGACUUUCAUUUCUCCUCCACUCUGGGCAUCCAAGAGAAGUACUUAGCAUCCUCGGACCAGACGGCAGAGCAGGAAGCCAUGCAGCUGUAACAGCUGGGCCUGGAUGACGGUCAGCCGACUACAGACCCCGCUGGGAGGAAACAUCCGUCCCUGUGAAGGACUUCUGGAUAAAAAGGCAGACAUAGCAUCCUCAACGGUGUCCUCCAGCUCCAGCCCUGCCCCCACGAAAUGCUGCCUGAAAGUUGAGGACUGUCUCCACUUGGGCAGUGGUGGGAUGUGCUCUGAUACGAGAUUAUUUUCUACUUUUUGUGGGCUUCAGACUUUCCUUCAAGCCUCAGGAACCAGGGGGUUGGAGCAGAACAAAGGAAUGUCUGCAGAUGG
Molecule: messenger RNA, 1352 nt
Organism: Peromyscus californicus insignis
Lineage: Eukaryota; Metazoa; Chordata; Mammalia; Rodentia; Cricetidae
Gene: Gpn2
Product: GPN-loop GTPase 2
Exons: 5
Coding region: 129-1061 (310 amino acids)
Cellular component (GO): cytoplasm
Molecular function (GO): GTPase activity
Source: RefSeq, a predicted model, not a curated record